Cladophialophora carrionii CBS 160.54 is the source of this 1704-nucleotide messenger RNA. Its product is annotated as acetolactate synthase, catabolic. Lineage: Eukaryota; Fungi; Ascomycota; Eurotiomycetes; Chaetothyriales; Herpotrichiellaceae. The coding region runs from base 1 to 1704 and encodes 567 amino acids. Gene Ontology annotation, cellular component: acetolactate synthase complex. The transcript is spliced from 2 exons. The record is from RefSeq and is a predicted model, not a curated record. Gene Ontology annotation, biological process: butanediol metabolic process; L-valine biosynthetic process. Gene Ontology annotation, molecular function: magnesium ion binding; acetolactate synthase activity; thiamine pyrophosphate binding.
AUGAGCGACGACACAUCCACCGCCAAAGACGCAGAGACAGUCGCCCAAAUCAUCGUCAACAGCCUAUACAAUGCGGGUGUGCGCGUGGUGUUCGGCGUGCCGGGCGCCAAAAUCGACGCCAUCUUCGACUGCCUCAUGGACCACCCGGAGAUCAAGCUGAUCGUGGCACGCCACGAACAAAACGCCGCCUUCAUGGCCGCCGCGGUGGGCCGCAUCACCGGCGUCCCAGGCGUCUGCAUCGGCACCAGCGGGCCCGGGGCGUCGAAUCUAGCGACCGGUCUCGUGACAGCCACGACGGAGAACGACCCGGUUGUCGCCCUCGUGGGCUCCGUGCCACGCCACAUGAACCUGAAGAGGACGCACCAGAGCAUGCGCGCCCUCGACAUCCUCGGCCCGACGGCCAAGAGCGCCGUGGGCAUCGACGUCGAGGACCAAGCCGCCGAGGUGGUCCUGAAUGCGUUCCGCUCGGCCAGCGCGUCGCCCAAGGGUGCCAACGUCAUCUCGAUCCCCCAGGACGUGGCGAGGGGCGAGUCCAAGAUCCUCGCAUUCCCGUCCCACGCAUUCACUCCGCCACGGUACGGCCCCGCGGCGCCGGAGACGCUCGACCAGGUCGUGGAGAUGAUCGAGCAAGCCAAGCUGCCGGUGCUGUUCCUCGGUAUGCGCGCCAGCAGUCCACGGGUCGUGGAUGCAGUGCGUGCCCUGCUGGUCCGGUUCCCGCUGCCGACGAUCGAGACGUUCCAGGCCGCUGGCGCGGUGCCCAAGGAGUUGGUCCACCUGUUUUACGGGCGCGUGGGGCUCUUCCGCAACCAAGUCGGCGACAAGCUGCUCGCCAAGUCGGACCUCGUGCUCGCCGUCGGCUACGAUCCCGUCGAGUACGACGCCAACGCCUGGAAUCCCGCGGGCAGCCGCAAGGUCGUCCACAUUGACUACACGCCCUGCGACUACGGGACGUACUAUCACCCGGUGGCCGAGCUGGUGGGGUCGGUGGUCGAGAACCUCAAAUACCUGACCGCCCGGUUGACCAAGAUCGCCGAGGCGUCCAUCUCGGAGCUGUGCCGCGGCCUGACGCAGGAGUAUACCCAGUGGCAGGACAGACCGGAGGUGCACCGCUCGUCGGGAUUAGUACAUCCUUUACACUUCAUCACGACGCUGCAGGGGAUGGUGUCCAAGGACACGACGGUGUGCGUCGACGUGGGUAGCGUCUACAUUUACUUUAUGCGGUAUUUCUUCGCGUACGAGCCUCGACGAUUACUGUGCUCCGACGGCCAACAGACCCUAGGCGUGGCCCUGCCCUGGGCUAUCGCCACCUCCCUGACCCAGACGCCGACGCCGUGUUCGCAAAAGGUCGUCUCCAUUUCCGGCGAUGGCGGCUUCAUGUUCUCGGCGCAGGAACUGUCCACGGCGGUCCAGCAAAACUGCAACAUCACGCACUUUAUCUGGAACGACGAGGCCUACAACAUGGUCGAGUUCCAGGAGGUCAUGAAGUACGGGCGCAGCAGCGGCGUCAAGCUCGGGGGCGUCGACUUCGUGACGCUGGCGCAGAGUUUCGGUGCAAAGGGGUUUCGCAUUGCCGAUUCGGCCGAUGUCGAGACCGUGAUUACCGAGGCGCUGAGCUAUCCGGGCGUCAGUCUCGUGGACGUCAGGAUCGAUUACGCGGGGAAUAAGGCGCUGGCCGGCAAUCUGAUCGAGGAUGAGUGGAAUUGA